Messenger RNA from Misgurnus anguillicaudatus (oriental weatherfish), 3102 nucleotides. RefSeq names its product polynucleotide kinase 3'-phosphatase (gene pnkp). Gene Ontology annotation, biological process: DNA repair. Gene Ontology annotation, cellular component: nucleus. Gene Ontology annotation, molecular function: polynucleotide 3'-phosphatase activity; double-stranded DNA binding; ATP-dependent polydeoxyribonucleotide 5'-hydroxyl-kinase activity. Lineage: Eukaryota; Metazoa; Chordata; Actinopteri; Cypriniformes; Cobitidae. The record is from RefSeq and is a predicted model, not a curated record.
GGAUCUUAAAAACUAAUAGGCAGUCUAGUUUUAGUUAUGAUAAUUUCGUUUAAUUUAAAUCGUCAAAAAGGCUUUUAUAGAAAAAUACCUUAACAACUAAAUGUGUUUCUAUUAUGAAUGAACUGACAUCGGAACUAAACAACAGGCUCUUUGUUCUACAUCGGAAUCACGUUCGUGUCGGACCCGAGAAACCCAAACAAACGCAGAGAGGGAAAAAGUUAAAAUAAUCUGUACUCACCUGUGAAUGGAGAUGCAGUGCACGCUAGUAAAUGACGUUUCCGGAGAUCGGGUGGAGUUGGGUGAUGGUCGAGCGCUUAUAUUCGGUCGAGGUCCUGAGUUUAAAAUUACAGACAAAAAGUGCUCAAGGCAUCAGGUCAAACUUGUGGCCAACUAUGCAAAACAAGAAGUCCUAGUUACACAGCCUGUUUUUCCACAGCUAGGGCCCAACCCAUCUUCCAUAGAUGGUCAGUGUUUGGGAAGGGGCCAGUCUGCAUGUCUGACGUCAGGUUGCAAACUCUUCCUGGUUAACCAGUCACACCCAUUCACUGUAGAGUUUUCUGGCAUUUCAGACGACAACUCUCAGUCCCCUAAGGGCAAAGGGAGAGCAGUAGAUGUGAACAUAGAUACUGGUGAAACGAUGGAGACCCGGAGGUCAGGUCCCAGGAAAAACAUCCAGGAUUACUUUACUCAAUCCCAAAAAAAGGUAAGAAAACGUGCACACAGCCCAGAAGAUGAUCCACCUCACAGAAAACGAGGGCGUGGUGAUGAUGAUGAUGAGGAGACUUCAGCCGAGGAGAAGCUUAAGCAGUUACAAGCAUUAGCCCAGAAAGAAAGCAAGGUCACACCAAACUCACCAUCAACAACACCCAAUGCUCAAUCUUCAACUUGCUCUCAGAGUCACUGGCAACAGAUCGGAAGUCUCAUGCUCUUUACUGCUGCAGGAGUUUCAGAUAGCUCCAAAAUCGCAGGCUUUGACAUUGAUGGCUGUAUUAUCACCACAAAGUCUGGGAAAGUAUUUCCAACGAGUCCAGAUGACUGGAGGAUUCUCUUUCCAGAAAUACAACCAAGACUUGCCAGCCUGUUAAAGAAAGGAUUUAAGGUGGUGUUUUUUACCAAUCAGAUGGGCAUUGCUCGAGGCAAACUCAAACCAGAAGUGUUUAAAUCAAAAGUCGAGGAUAUCCUUCAAACACUGCAGCUGCCUGUCCAGGUUUUUGUUGCCACAGCUCCGGGUAUUUACAGAAAGCCUGUGGUUGGGAUGUGGGAACAUUUGUGUGAGAAGGCGAAUGGUGGGAUUACUAUAGACGUGUCACAAAGCUUGUAUGUUGGUGAUGCAGCAGGUCGUCCUGCAAACUGGGCCCCGGGAAAAAAGAAGAAAGACUUUUCCUGCAGUGACAGACUGUUUGCCCUCAAUAUUGGUCUUCAGUUUCACACCCCAGAGGAAUUUUUCUUGGGCUGGAAACCUGCUCCAUUCAACAUGCCAACAUUUGACCCUAGAAAAUUAGACUCUAAUAUGCGUCUUUACGAUCCACCUGAAGCCUCCCUCACAUCUACCAAACAGGAAGUCAUUGUUGCAGUGGGAUUCCCUGGAUCGGGCAAGUCGACAUUUUUCCAAACACACGUCAUUCCAAAGGGCUAUGUUUAUGUGAACAGGGACACACUCGGUUCCUGGCAGCAGUGCGUGUCAGCUUGCGAGCGUGCUCUUAAAGAAGGCAAAAGUGUAGCUGUAGACAACACUAAUCCUGAUCUUGAGUCUAGAAAAAGAUAUAUCGAUGUCAGUCGAAAGGCUGGAGUUCCCUGCCGAUGCUUCAAUUUCACAGCUACUCUGGAACAAGCAAAGCAUAACAAUAGGUUUCGUGAGAUGGCUCCUUCCACCACCAAGCAUGUUCAUGUGAACGACAUGGUUAUCCACAGCUACAAGAACAAGUUUGUGCCACCAAGUUUGUCUGAGGGCUUCUCUGAAAUCCUGCAGAUUAAUUUUGUGCCAAGUUUCAGUGACAAGAGAUCUGAAUUUCUCUUCAUGCUGUUCUCUGAAGGCUAAAGAAUGAACACUAUCAUCAACGUAAACAGAAGCUUAAAGGUUAAUGACCUGUUGUUUAUGCUGCUCAUAUCCACUAAGUGCAUAACAGAACUUCACUAUAAAAUCAGGAAUUAUUAAUAAUACAACUCGCAUAUUUAAGGUUGUGUUAGACUGCUUGAUCCACAUAGUUUCAGUAAUAUUUUUAAUGUAUCGGUUUUCAGAAGGCUGCUGAAAAUGUCUCUGCUAUUGAUUUUUACUGGAAUAAAGAAACAUAAAAACAAAAACUGCCCUUUAAUGUUUAUCGGAUAGGAAAAUGACUUAUGUCACACAAUGACUAGUGUUAAAAACAGCAUUAAUAUACAAAAAGGUUUAGACUGUAUGGUCAGACUCAGCUUGCUAGCAAGAUGCUGUUUUAUUUUUUGUAUGGUGACUGACGCUGCUUAGAAAACACUUUUGGUAUAACUGUCACAGGGCAAAUGUGAACAACACAGUGUGGUUAAUCAUAAGACACACCUUACACCUCUUGCAACAUUUCUUGAAAUAUAUUGACUACUAUCACAGAACGAUAUCAUAUAGCACCAGGUGAAGUGUGGUGUAACAGUGCAAUCUCUUUCAGACAAGGAAACGAAACAUUGCACUCAUAAAAGCAGGCAAACCCAUUGUGGUGCUGCUGUAUAUUUAUUAUAUUUAUAUACAGACAAAUAUAUUUAGUGUCAUUUAAUUUAUUAAUGUAAAUACAGAUCAUGUCUAAACUUAAAAAUAUAAACAUUUGUCAAAUAUAGAUUUCAAAAGAGCCUCAGAUUACACAAUAAGUAGCAUUUUGGUGAAUUGGCAUAUUGUUUUAUAAUGUAUUUCGCUCAUUAGAUCUGGGAAAAAAACUUUCAUGGGCUUCAUAAAUUUGUGACCCUCAUUAUACAACAUAAACUUACAUUUGAUAUAGAAUAGUUAAAUAUAAUAAAAUGUAAUAGAUGACGACAACUUCCUUAUGUUGUGUCAUUUUAUGUUGUAUUGCCAUAAUACUUGAAAGUAAACAAUAACAAUAAAUAACUCAUGAAGCCAUUUUGUGCUGGCAUGAUAAGGGGGAC